CGUGCUGCGAGGUUUUGAAGAGUUUUGUUUACAAGAUGGAUGAAUUCAAAGCCUGCGAGCUGGACUACUGCCCCGAGAACAUCCUCAUCGACGUGCUGUCCUAUCUGAGCGUACGGGAGGUCGUCAGAGCCGGGAGAGUGUGUAAGAGAUGGAAACGCCUCGUUAAAGACCAAAGACUGUGGAGACUUGUCGACCUGACUGCAUGGAAAGGGGUGACAUCCCGCAUACUUUGGCUCCUGCUGCGUCAGUACCUGGGUUGUGGACUGAGGUGCCUACGGUUGCGUGGUUUGCUGCUUUCUGCCCGAGGGGGUACCUUCCUCUCUGAGUCUUGGCUCAAAGCUUUGUCCACAAAGUGCCCUCGCCUGAGUAAGCUCUAUCUUCUGCAUGCAGACUUGAGAGCCCUACCCAGUUGCCAGCUCCUACCUCCAUCUUUGCAGGUGCUGGAGCUGUGUGGCUGUGAGCUGCCUCGUGAUUUUUUCAAGCAGACUCUCCCUUCGCCUGCUUGUUCCCAAGAAGGAGCAGAAGCCACAUCCAGUGUUGGUGCUCAACAGCAAAGAAGGGAUCAGAAAGGAAAAGGGCUUGGCUCUCCAUCAGGAAUUGGUAUUGCGAGGUUAGUCCUUAACAACGUGCCCUCUUUCACAGACCAGCAUCUGCAGAGUCUGACAUCAUGGGAGAGGCUCAGUCGACUGGAGCUGCGCGAUACCUUUCGUGUGACGGCUAACGGGCUCAGGAGCUGUGCUGCCAAGGAUGGCAUCUGUGGUGUGGAAGGGCUUUCCAGGCUCAAGUUUCUGGAAAUAGGCAUCACUGGGCGACAAGGCUACCAAUUACAGAUGGCUUCACUCGGUCUUGGUGCAGGAUGGCUCGGGCUGGAUGAGCUGAGUCUGGGUGGUAAGGAGGUUGGGCCAGGCUUGCUAUGUGCCAGCCGUCUGAAGGACCUGAAGUGUCUGUGUCUGUGGGCCUGCACGCUCAGCGAGAUGCAGAUAGUGCGGAGCUGCAGGAUGCUCCGUGGGCUCCGCCGGCUGGAGUUUUUGGACGUGAUCUUCCAGCCUCGGCAGUGUCCACCAGUAGUGGAGGGGGAGGGUGGUGAUGGAGAAGAACAGGACGAGGAAGCGGAAGGUGAGGAUAACAGCAACGACGAGAACAUGACGCUAGAUCUGAACGAUCCCAUUCCAAGUUUGCGUCGCUCAUUGGCUGUCCUGCUGCCGUCCUGCACGCUAUUUUUCACCAACUGCUCUGUUCAGAUCAAUGCGGACUGAAUGAAGUCUCCACUAGUGCUGUAUACAAGUGGCCAAUCUGGAUAACACUUAAUUUCACAUAGGCAUAUGUAAUGUUAUAUAGUGUUAUGGAUUUAAUGAAUGGCUUAAGGUUUUAAUAUUGCGUCAUGCUUAUGACUCUGCCCAGUCAUCGCCUUCAUAGUCCUCUCUCAUACAUAUUCAAGCAAUACUACAAAAAGUCAGACAACCAGUUUGGAUAACUUUCCAAAUCAGAUAUUCAGACCUUCAUGUCAACAAAAUGAUUUUAUCAUUGACCAAACAUCUACUGCAUAAUACCACAGAAAUCUGUAAGCUCUGAUGAGAUAUUUAAAUAUAUUUUCUUGCUGAAUACUUUUUCAUCUGCUAACCUCAAUAUCCAGAGGAGGAAAACCAGUUUCUAAUGUGCAACUAAAAAAACGAUGUGUUCGAGAUAAGCAAAAUAAUCCAUAUAAUUCAGGGCCAUACUUUUGCUGAAUGUGGCUUUAAUUUUGUUAUUUUGUUUUGUAAUAUUUUAAGUCAUUUUACCUUCAAACUUAAAUAGGAGCUUACUUUUAAUGGAGCUUUAUACUGACCAUACAUUUUGAUAGAACAUCAAAUGAUUAACUCUUUAUGGAUACUUUAAACAGCCAAAACACCUGAAAAAAGUUACGUGAUCACAGCGAUGACUCAAACAUCAUUUAACCGUGCUUUACUAUUUUUUUUAAGGUUAAAAUCUGACUUCCAAACUGAUUGCUCACAUGUAAAAAAUCCUAUCUCACACACAGACAAAAUAAAAUACGUUUUUAGUGUAGUGUAUAGUUAAAUGGGCCUGGUAUAUUAUAGUUAAAGUGGACCUGUCUCUGCUACACAGUAAAGAAAUAAGCAGAUAUCAGCUACUGAAGCAGAGAGCUGAAACAUACUGUUGGCAAUGAUCCACCUGUUUCCUGUUCCUUCCUUUCUUCACAACAAUGUAUACGUUCAGAAAAUAUAUCUGUUACAAGCAGCUGUUUGGUGUAACAGAAGAACAGCAUAACGGACUGUUACUCUCCCAUUUUUUUUUCUUUUUGAUUUUUAGAAAUUAUAAAAUAAGAAGUGAUCAUUUUAAAUGUGUCUUUAUUGUAUUAAUGAGGAAAGGAUUUGUGUCACCGACAUGAAUUGUGUUGCAUUUAAACCAAGCAUUUUAACCUCCUUUAAAUGUAUGAAUUAGCGGAUGUUUUAAAUAAAUCUAUUUUGAACAAA
Larimichthys crocea (large yellow croaker) is the source of this 2471-nucleotide messenger RNA. RefSeq names its product F-box/LRR-repeat protein 12 (gene fbxl12). Gene Ontology annotation, molecular function: protein binding. The transcript is spliced from 3 exons. Gene Ontology annotation, cellular component: SCF ubiquitin ligase complex; cytoplasm. The coding region runs from base 36 to 1256 and encodes 406 amino acids. The record is from RefSeq and is a predicted model, not a curated record. Gene Ontology annotation, biological process: SCF-dependent proteasomal ubiquitin-dependent protein catabolic process. Lineage: Eukaryota; Metazoa; Chordata; Actinopteri; Sciaenidae.